Penicillium cataractarum is the source of this 831-nucleotide messenger RNA. RefSeq names its product 15-hydroxyprostaglandin dehydrogenase (NAD(+)). Gene Ontology annotation, molecular function: oxidoreductase activity, acting on the CH-OH group of donors, NAD or NADP as acceptor. The transcript has a single exon. Bases 1 to 831 code for a protein of 276 amino acids. Gene Ontology annotation, cellular component: cytoplasm. NCBI's taxonomy places the organism in Eukaryota, Fungi, Ascomycota, Eurotiomycetes, Eurotiales, Aspergillaceae. The record is from RefSeq and is a predicted model, not a curated record.
AUGUCUCAGCCAGUUGCCAUCAUUACUGGGGCGUCGUCGGGCAUGGGGCUUGCCGUCACGAAACAUCUGGUUGCACAAGGAUGGAGAGUCGCUAUGGCCGAUAUUGAUGAAGAUACUGGACGAAAAGUUUCGGCUGAGCUCGGAGACCAAGUCUUAUUUUGCCUCACGGAUGUCAGUUCCUACUCGCAGCAAGCAGACCUAUUUAGAAAGGCCUUUUUGUGGGGAGAGAAUAGGCUGGAUCUUUUUGCCGCAAAUGCUGGCAUUGCGGACACGCAAUUCCUCCAAGAAAACGACUACAACUAUGACGAAAAAGGCCUCCCGCUGGCAUUGAACCUCAAAGCCUUGGAUGUGAAUUUCACAGCUGUCAUACAAGGGAUAUGGCUCUUCAAACACUACGCCCGACAAAACAAAAUUCCAGGUGGGAAAGUUGUGAUUACGUCCUCAAGUGCAGGGCUAUAUCCUAUGGAAACGAACCCUGUAUAUACGGCCUCCAAACAUGGUCUAGUCGGGCUUACCCGAGCCCUGGGACCGGCACUCCUUCGGCAGAAUAUUCAGAUAAACGCCAUCUGUCCAGGCUUUGUACCGACUGCUCUGUGCCCGAAAGAGAUGCUCGAUCGCUUUCCAAAGGAGCAUAUCACUCCAAUGUCGACUGUCAUCAAAGCAUACGAUGCAUUUCUCGGGGAUCAUUCCCUUCACGGACAGACCGUUGAGCUAAGUCUGGAUCAGCUAUAUUUUCGCACCAAGCCCGACUAUCCAAACGAAAGCCAACGCUGGCUGGGGGAAGAUUCAGCCAGUUUCUGGGAGGAAGCUUAUACCACACCCGUGUCUUGA